CGGGACUUCUGAGCUGUAGCUAUGUCGACGCCCGAGGCUUCGCUGUCUACGACGGAAGAAGCGGCAGACUCUCAGAAAGUGACUAUACUUCUCAAAGCUGCAGCUGAUGCACCAAUACUCAAAACGAAGAAAUACAACGUGAGUAGAGAAAAGACGGUCGCGUGGAUUGCUAACUUUGUGAAGCAGAGAAUACACUGCCAACCUGACGAAUCUGUGUUUCUAUAUGUCAGUCAAGCAUUUGUGCCUCCUCCUGAUCAGACAGUCCAUAACUUGUAUGAGUCAUUUGGUUCUGAUGGCAAGCUUGUUUUCCACUACUGCAAGAGUCAAGCUUGGGGCUAAACAACACAACAAGAACUCGCACAAGUCACUGACAAGAGUUUUUGUACAUAUCCCUUUGUAAGGCUACAAUUAGAAACUCAUA
Messenger RNA from Corticium candelabrum, 421 nucleotides. RefSeq names its product ubiquitin-like protein ATG12. Gene Ontology annotation, cellular component: Atg12-Atg5-Atg16 complex; cytoplasm; phagophore assembly site membrane. NCBI's taxonomy places the organism in Eukaryota, Metazoa, Porifera, Homoscleromorpha, Homosclerophorida, Plakinidae. The coding region runs from base 22 to 339 and encodes 105 amino acids. The transcript has 4 exons. Gene Ontology annotation, biological process: nucleophagy; autophagy of mitochondrion; C-terminal protein lipidation. The record is from RefSeq and is a predicted model, not a curated record.